Elgaria multicarinata webbii is the source of this 1253-nucleotide messenger RNA. RefSeq names its product protein-glutamine gamma-glutamyltransferase E-like. Gene Ontology annotation, biological process: peptide cross-linking. The coding region runs from base 199 to 870 and encodes 223 amino acids. NCBI's taxonomy places the organism in Eukaryota, Metazoa, Chordata, Lepidosauria, Squamata, Anguidae. The transcript is spliced from 5 exons. Gene Ontology annotation, molecular function: protein-glutamine gamma-glutamyltransferase activity. The record is from RefSeq and is a predicted model, not a curated record.
GCUGUGUGUGCAAUGCUGCAUUUGGGGGAUUUGAAAUGAGGAACCUUUGCAAGUUUUUCCCUGCUUCAGCUGUUGGUGAGGGUUUGCCCCUUCCCCAGACGCUCUCCCACCCAUUGCAACAGGAGAACAGCAACACACUAAAUCCCUGGUUAGUAAGCUCUGCCAAGGAAAGGGAAGUAUUUGAAAACAUCAGAAGCCAUGUUUGCCAGACAGCCAGAAGCUGGAAAUGCCAACAUCUCAGGGGAGUUCAACGUGGAGAGCCCCCCGCAAGUCGGCGAGGAUGUCAAAUUAAUCUUGAGGUUGAGAAACCAUACAUCUGAAAUCAAGAGCUUGACGGCUAAUGUGAUGGCUUCGACCAUCAUCUACACUGGGAACCGUGUCCGAAAGGUCUGGAACAGCUCCCUCCCAGUGAUUCUUGGCCCUAAAGAAGAGAAAGCAUUUCCUCUCAAGAUCUCUUAUGCUGAGUACAGGGACCACCUGACCUCAGACAAUAUGAUUCAAGCGACUGCUUUAUGCCAAGUAGAAGAUGGGAGCCAAGCUCUGGUGGAAAGAGUCAUCGUUCUAGACAACCCUCCUGUGCUCAUGAAGGUGCUGGGCCAAGCGAAAGUGGGUGAGGAAGUGAAAGUGGAAGUGAUGUUCACCAACCCCCUGGAGGAGGAGCUGAAGGACUGUGUGCUGCGGGCGGAAGGCAGUGGUUUGAUGGUGGACGUAUGCAAAAUAAAGAUGCCAUCAGUGAAGGCGAAGAAGAGCUCCUGCGUCCACCUUCCAAUCACUCCCAGCAAGAGCGGGACCAAACAUCUGGUCGUCAAUUUCUCCUGUGACAAAUUUCAACACAUCAAUGCCUUUGAGACCAUUAUAGUGGACGAAUGAUUCUGAAGCGCAAGCUGUGGUCCUCCAGGCGAUGCUUGUCCCAAAAGACAGAACAAGGCCAUGGCAGCUAGGACCAAAGGUUUCACACAAUGCUGUGGGAGCAUUAAAUUGGCAAAUAUUUAUUUACCGAAAUUCUUGUUAAUCGUGAAUAAGCACCUCGAUCCAUUCACAUGAUUUAAAGGUUACUUUGGCCUACCUAAGCUAUCAUAGAGUUACUCAGCUAGAGGGAAGUUAGGUCAGUUAGAUUGCUUAGCUCAAGCGCAAUGGUGAAAUGGUGCUUGAAAUUUCACAACAGAAUCAUAGAAUCAUAGAAUAGCAGAGUUGGAAGGGUCCUACAAGGCCAUCAAGUCCAACCCCCUGUUCAAUGCAGGAAUCCACCCUAA